CCUGCGACUAAUUUGCACCUGCAUCGCCCUUCAUGCGGCGUCACCACAGAUCUCCUCAAGGCGAGGAAAACGCCGCUUAGCUAACCCCACUGCCACGCUCGCUUCGUGCCUCGCGGUGUACCACACGCUCAUGCCCUUCGCGCGUGAGCACCUGGAAUCCCACACCUUGCUUGCUUCGGAGGACAAGUUUGUCUUUUCACAUAAACCGCCUCCUUUCUCCUCCGUGCCCAACUGAAAAUUUUUCCCUCUCGUUCGUUCGUUCGUUCGUUCUCUCCACCUAGAUAACCAAAUCCAAAACGACGACGUAUUACUGCGCGCCGGACAGUCUAGGCCUCUGCAAUGAGGCUCCGACUCGCUCUGCUGUGUCUCUGCUUCGUCACUAUUCCUCGGCUCGAAUCCCCAGUCGCGGCCUCGGCCGAGUCGAACUCGGUGCUGGAGGAGGAGAUCAAUGCCGAGUCGGAAAACUCGUCGCUGGCGAGAUCUGGUAACGACAGCUUCGCCAACAUGAUUGAUCGGGCUCUCGAGCGCGAGUUCCCUGAGAACGAGCAAAAUCAAGCCGCGGACUCUGGUAGCUUCAAUAAUAGCGUUAAUGAACAGCAGGCGACUCUGGAGACUGUUGCUAGAGUUAAGUCCAAGAAAAAUGACAGCAAGGAGGAGAAGUCAUUUCAAUUUCAUGAUGUUUUCCAUCUGGAGAAUGAGAAUGGAGCAGAAGAUAUGCCUACACUAAUAGAUCGGAAGGAUAAUGUUUUUAUUAUUUCCAAUCUCAAGUCAAAGUAUCCUGUGCUGCAAGUGGACUUGAGACUGAUAUCAGAUCUGGUAGUUGUCAUUGUCUCUGCAACAUGUGGUGGCAUUGCCUUCGCCUGUGCUGGACAACCUGUCAUUACUGGAUACUUACUAGCAGGAUCUGCCAUUGGACCUGGAGGCUUGAGUUUUGUCAGUGAAAUGGUCCAAGUUGAGACAGUGGCUCAGUUUGGAGUGAUAUUUCUUCUUUUUGCAUUGGGCCUGGAAUUCUCAGCUGCUAAGCUUCGGGUUGUUCGAGCAGUGGCUGUUUUGGGAGGUUUACUGCAGACUUUCCUAUUUAUGUGCUUGUGUGGAAUAACAGCCUCGUUAUGUGGUGGAAGACCUUCUGAAGGGGUAUUUGUUGGUGCAUUUCUUUCUAUGUCUUCGACAGCAGUGGUUUUGAAAUUCUUGAUGGAAAGAAAUAGUAUUAAUGCUCUUCAUGGUCAAGUCACAGUUGGCACUCUUAUAAUGCAGGACUGUGCUGUGGGUUUGCUAUUUGCUCUGCUUCCAGUUCUUGGUGGCACUUCUGGUAUUCUUCAAGGAGUAAUAUCCAUGACCAAAUCGUUGGUGAUCUUGCUUACAUUUUUGGCCACAUUAUCAAUAUUAUCACGUUCUUGUGUACCAUGGUUCCUUAAGCUUAUGAUAAGCCUAUCUUCUCAGACUAAUGAACUCUAUCAAUUGGCAGCUGUGGCAUUCUGCUUACUUGUCGCUUGGUGUAGUGAUAAGCUGGGUUUAAGUCUUGAACUGGGUUCCUUUGCGGCAGGAGUGAUGAUAUCAACAACUGAUCUUGGUCAACAUACACUUGAACAGGUUGAGCCCAUUCGCAAUAUGUUUGCCGCUCUUUUUCUCGCUAGCAUUGGGAUGUUAAUAGAUGUUCAUUUCCUUUGGAAUCAUGUUGAUAUUUUAUUAGCAGCUGUUACAUUGGUAAUCAUCGUAAAAACUGUAGUGGUUGCUACUGUUGUCAAGGGAUUUGGAUACAACAACAAGACUUCCCUUCUUGUUGGAAUGUCUUUGGCACAAAUCGGAGAAUUUGCUUUUGUUUUACUAAGUCGCGCUUCUAAUCUUCAUCUGGUAGAGGGUAAACUGUAUGUGUUACUUCUAGGCACAACAGCUCUUAGUCUGGUCACUACACCAUUGCUGUUCAAGAUGAUUCCUGCUGUUGUUCAUCUUGGGGUGUUGUUGCGGUGGCUCUCCCCUGAUAGCCUAAGUGAGAUUGGCUUCAAAGGAGAUAGCUUUCGCUCAGAUGGUGCUAAGCGUAUUGCUUUCUUGGUCCAAGAAUCUCAUCAUUUAUGAUGUUAAAAAAAAACAAUGACCAGGAAAUCGCACUAUUCAGCCUUUGGAGUUAUACUCUGAAGGACGGUAUUUCAGAGUGCAAAGGAGGUCGACUGACUGAAAUUGUGUAUAUAGCAAAGCUCCCCGACUGUUGCCUACUUUCCAUUCAUCUUACUGAAGGAGCAAGAGUGAAUCAUAUAAAUACUAAUUGAGACCAAGAAAAAAAAACAGCACGGUAACUUCUCUUGUAAAAUAGUGCUCAUUUUGUAAUGUAAAUUAUCUGCUUUCCCCCUUCGUCCCUUCCUGAGGUCGAAAAUUUUUGUUUUGUUUUCGCUGACCUUUCUUGCUUUUGUUUCCUCUAGUAGAUCAGUGUUGUUUCCAAUCUAUAAUGUAUCAUGGAUUCUUCCUUUGCAAUAGAACCACAAUUUUCUUUUUCUCUGUGUAAGGCUUAUGUUUUGUUGUUUCAAUAAUUUGUUUGGCAAAUGUAUAUACACUGUGAUUUCUUAAGGAAACAGAGAGAUGACCUCAUAGAAAUUACAGACAUGUUUAUAUUUCU
Molecule: messenger RNA, 2608 nt
Organism: Rosa rugosa (rugosa rose)
Lineage: Eukaryota; Viridiplantae; Streptophyta; Magnoliopsida; Rosales; Rosaceae
Product: K(+) efflux antiporter 4-like
Exons: 20
Coding region: 340-2073 (577 amino acids)
Biological process (GO): proton transmembrane transport; potassium ion transmembrane transport
Cellular component (GO): membrane
Molecular function (GO): potassium:proton antiporter activity
Source: RefSeq, a predicted model, not a curated record